AUGGCCAUACCCUCAUUUUCAGAUUCUGACCUGGAUAUCUUCGUAGCUUUAUUAGAAGAGCGGGCAGAGACCUUAUUCACGAAGGUUGACAACACCAUCACUGUAUCGUACAAGAGGCAGGCUUGGAAGGAUCUCUGCGAAGCUUUGAACACAAAGACUGGGAAGCAAUUGAAAUCUGAUGUAAUAAAAAAACGGUGGGAUAAUUUGAAGACGGCGACGAAGAAUUACUAUGCCGCCUUGGCGGAAGAUAGGACUGCGACUGGCGGAGGGCCUCCGACGGUGCCAGUUGAUCCGAGGCUGGAGCGCGUGAGGCAUAUUAUGGGAUUGGAUAACCCCAUGCUAGCUAUAUUGCCGGGAGCAAGGGAUAGCGUAACAGCUCCCGCGGAUGGAUCGAGCAAUGACCAGUGUCAUGAUGAGACGAGAGAUAGCGGCGGAGAUUUGCAAACGUAUGUUGGUGAAGGAGAUGAGAUGGCUGACCGUAUCGUAGCAGCGGUUGAUGCUGCUGCCGUACAAGAUCCGCCCGACUCUACUAUGAGCGUGGGGGUCUCCUUCCGAGCUGAUGCAGAAGCAGAAGCUGCUAGGUCAGGGGCUGCAGAAGCGGCGGCCACAGCUUCGGGGACGCCCGGUGUGGAUAGGAGGCAGGCAAGGGUGGGAGAAGCUAUCAUUUUGCCGGCACUUCAAUCAUCUUCGUCGAAGGGAAUGCGGAAAGAUACGUCAUAUCCGAUGUCGAAGAUGACACCGUUUGCUGACAGUGUGUCCACUCCUACAGCAGCAUUAAUCCGGAAAAUCCAAGACCAGCGUUCUAAGAUCGAAGCUGAGCAUAUAGCUAAGAUACGACUGCUCACUGCUCAAGAAAGGGAAGUUAUCGCAGGACAGAAUGCCCGAAGAGCCGAAGAAGAAGCCGCGCGUGCGAAGGAGCAGUAUUACCGAGCAAAAUUGGCUCGUCUUCAAUAA
Perkinsus marinus ATCC 50983 is the source of this 954-nucleotide messenger RNA. RefSeq lists its product as hypothetical. The record is from RefSeq and is a predicted model, not a curated record. The coding region runs from base 1 to 954 and encodes 317 amino acids. Gene Ontology annotation, cellular component: nucleus. NCBI's taxonomy places the organism in Eukaryota, Perkinsozoa, Perkinsida, Perkinsidae. The transcript has a single exon.